This is a messenger RNA of Zasmidium cellare ATCC 36951, 1485 nucleotides long. RefSeq lists its product as uncharacterized. The record is from RefSeq and is a predicted model, not a curated record. The coding region runs from base 1 to 1485 and encodes 494 amino acids. Gene Ontology annotation, cellular component: endoplasmic reticulum membrane. Lineage: Eukaryota; Fungi; Ascomycota; Dothideomycetes; Mycosphaerellales; Mycosphaerellaceae. The transcript has 3 exons. Gene Ontology annotation, molecular function: Delta14-sterol reductase activity. Gene Ontology annotation, biological process: ergosterol biosynthetic process.
AUGGCGCCCAAACGUGCGACCAAGAAGUCGACUCCCGCAGAGGAAGAACCGCAUGGCUACGAAUUCGGCGGCCCAAUCGGCGCAUCUUUGAUCUCUUUCGGCCUGCCUGUGGCGUGCUACGCGUUCGGCUUCCUGUGCAACGACGUGACUGGAUGCCCGGCUCCUUCGCUCCUCCACCCCAGCAAGCUCUUCACGCCGAAUCCCUUGACGAAUGAAUCCGGCUGGCAGCAUGCUCUGGCGACUCUCAAGGCCGAAGUUGCAUGGCCAGGAUUCGCGGGGUUGAUCAACCUCCAGGCUGUACUGGGCAUUGCUGGCUGGUAUGGCUUCAGUUUUCUGCUCUAUGUCUUGCUCCCGGCGCAAGAGGUUCAAGGCACUGAGCUGCGCACUGGUGGAAGACUGAACUACAGGUUCAACACUUUCCUGACAGCGGUCACAAUCCUCGUUGUGUGCGCUGCUGGUACCGUUGUCCAGGGAGCCAACUUUCCUCUGUGGACCUUCAUUGAUCGAAACUACAUUCAGCUUCUCACAUGCAGCAUCCUCAUCGCUUAUGGACUCGCCAUCUUCGUCUACCUCAAAUCGUUCCAGGUCAAGCCCGGCAACAAGGACAAGCGUGAGCUCGCGGCUGGAGGACACAGCGGCAACAUCCUGUACGAUUGGUACAUUGGACGUGAGCUCAACCCUCGUGUGACGCUGCCAGUCGUUGGCGAAAUCGAUAUCAAAAGCUUCAUGGAGCUGCGACCUGGGAUGAUCGGCUGGAUUGUGCUCAACUUGGCCUUUGCGGCCAAACAGUACAGAACCUACGGCUAUGUCACUGACUCUAUGGUCAUGGUUGUCAUCAGCCAGGCUCUCUACGUUCUCGAUGCCCUCUGGAUGGAACCGGCCAUACUCACGACCAUCGACCUUACCACCGACGGAUUCGGCUUCAUGCUGUCAUUUGGUGACCUUGUGUGGGUACCUUUCAUCUACUCAACGCAGGCCCGCUACCUCAGUGUGCAUCCUGUCACGCUAGGACCACUCUACGUAGCCGCCAUUCUCGGAGUCGCAGCGUUUGGCUACUACAUCUUCCGCGCCAGCAACAGCGAGAAGAACCGCUUCCGCACCAACCCCAAUGAUCCCAGUGUGGCACACCUGGAAUACAUCGAGACAGAGACUGGAUCCCGUCUCCUCACGACCGGCUGGUGGGGAACGGCACGCCACAUCAACUACUUGGGCGACUGGAUCAUGAGCUGGGCAUACUGUCUCCCAACACUGGCAGCCGGAUACAAGCUCACCCCAAGCAUCAUGUACCCUGGCACACGACUGCUGACGACCGAAGGCAUGAAAGGUGCCGCCAUCCCCAUCACCUACUUUUACAUGCUGUACUUUGCCAUUCUCCUCAUACAUCGCGAGAUGAGGGACGAGGAGAAAUGUCGACGCAAGUACGGCAAGGACUGGGAGGAGUACUGCCAAAAGGUUAGAUAUAGGAUCUUGCCGGGUGUGUACUAG